Osmerus eperlanus (European smelt) is the source of this 7753-nucleotide messenger RNA. It is a transcript of the gene syne3, whose product is annotated as spectrin repeat containing, nuclear envelope family member 3. The record is from RefSeq and is a predicted model, not a curated record. Bases 172 to 3888 code for a protein of 1238 amino acids. NCBI's taxonomy places the organism in Eukaryota, Metazoa, Chordata, Actinopteri, Osmeriformes, Osmeridae. Gene Ontology annotation, molecular function: actin filament binding. The transcript is spliced from 19 exons. Gene Ontology annotation, cellular component: nuclear outer membrane; meiotic nuclear membrane microtubule tethering complex; cytoplasm. Gene Ontology annotation, biological process: nuclear migration.
GGAUUUGUUGCUCUCGUCUGGUUCAAUCUGGUCGGCUAGUAUAUUCAAUGCCACUGUCGGGCCUGUGUCUUUACUUCCUGCGCUACAAGUUUACAAGGCAUAUCGGGACGUUAUUUCGGCACGCCAAUUUCUACAUUCACUACAUGCGAGGUUAUCGACGUGUAUCCCCUCAUGACUCAGCAAGAGCAGCGGGAGUUUAGUGAGAGCCUGGAAGCAGCCCUGUGCUGGAUGCAGGCCAUCCAGGAGAGGCUCCGCACCAACGACAACACUCAGGGCCCCCGAGCAGCCCUGGAGGCCCGCCUGCGAGAGACUGAGAAAAUCCACGAGUCAGAGCAUGAUGGUCGAGUGAAGAUGGACAUGGUUUUAGUGGCCGCUGAGGUUCUGUUGCAGAAUGGAGAUGAGGAGACGAGGAACCAGACCCACACCAAACUGAAGGACCUCAAAGCAUUAUGGGAGGACACCUGCACUUACAUCAUUCACUGUCACAGUCGAAUAGAGUGGGUGUGGCUGCAUUGGAGUGAGUACUUGAAGGCCUACGAGGAGUUUGAGCUGUGGCUAGCCAAGCUACGGCGGACUGUAGAUGCAGAGGCAGAGCUUCAGCUGGGCGUGAAGGAGAAGCUGUGGCAGGUGGACCACCUGAGGGUGAUAGUGAGCGAUGUCCAGGCCCAGGCCCCGCUCCUGGAGAGGCUGCUGGAUGAGGCUGCUGCCCUGCACAACCGCACCCAGGACCCCAGUGUGGACCCCCAGGCCCAGGAAAGUCUUCAGGAGGCCUACAACAACAUCAGGGACCAGUCAGAGGAGCGUCUAGCGUUGCUUCAGAAGAUGGCUGAAGAGCACCAGAUGUACCAGAACUCCGUGUUGAAGUUCCAGUCGUGGCUGGUGUCCAAGACAGGGGAACUCAGCGUCCUCAUGGAGAGGGAGGGCCCGCCAGAGAACAGGCUGAAAGCCCUACAGACACUGGACGACAGUGUGGCCAGUGAGGAGAAGACCCUGCAGCACAUCGAAGGCCUGGCAGAGGCCGUGCACUCCCACACUUCUCCAGCAGGGGCGGAGGUGGUAGUGGAGGAGGCGGAGGAGCUGCGGCUGGGCUGGCAGAGGCUGAGGCAGGGGCUGUACGAGGCCGGUGAGGGCCUGAGGUUUAGCCUGGACUCUCAGAGCCAGUACCUGGCCCGGUGUCAGAGGCUGGGGAAGGACAUUGCACAGCUCAGGGCCCAGCUCCAGGGGCUUGGCAGAGAGCUAGAGGGAAGAGAGGCAGGAGAGAGGACGGAGGAACAGAUGGUGGUACAGUGGAGGAAGUACACAAAUGUUCGGAAUGCUCUUGUGGCUGAGGAAUCCCAGGUGGAACACCUCAAGACCCAGCUCAAAGAACUCUUCUGCUUCUCCCAAGAUUCCCGGCACCUCUCAGAUGACGUGCUGGCUGCAGUCAAGGAACAUCAGAGUGUGAAGUGCCGGGCGGGGAAGCUGUGUUCGGAGGCAGAAGCAGGGCUGAGGCAGGUGCUGCAGGACCCCCUGCAUGUCUUCUCACAGUGGAGCCAGAGGGUGUCUCAGGUUCUAGAAGCUUCCAAUGAAGUGUCAGAGUUUUCCCACAUCGCACGGCUGGUGCAGGACAUUGAGCGGCUCCUGAAGCCGAGCCUGCAGCUGCAGGAGCGUCUGAGCUUGUUGCAAGUGAAGACGGAGCUUCUGACCUCUGUGUUGGGCCAGGAGGGGGCAGAGGGGUUGCUGGAUGAGCUUGGUGGUGCCAUGAGGAACCGAGAGAUACUGCACAGCCAGCUGCUGCAGAGGAAGAGCCGGCUGCAGGGUUUGAUAUCCAGAACCAAGGAUUUUGGGGAUGCCUACGAGUCAAUCCGCAAGAAGCUGACUCCUCUGAGAGACCGGCUGGUAGCAGCUGACAGCUUCCAGCCAGAUAUACUGGCUAAAAAGAGCCAGUCAGACCAGCUUAGGGUGGUCAAAAAGGACCUGGAGGACUGUGAAGCCCACAUCAUGGCCCUGGAGACUCUGGUGUCCAGCAGCCAAACCAACAGUGCCCAGUACGAGAGGCUCUAUGGGGACUGGAAGCUCCUGUACAAGACUGUCAGGGUGAGGGUGAAAGACAGCGAGGAGAGCAUCGCUGAGCACGAGACCUUCCACGAGAGCCUCCUGAAUGUGGAGAAGUGGCUGAUGAUCAUGAGGCAGAAGCUGGAGUCCUACCAGAGCCCGUCUGGGGAGUGGAGCGUGGACAACAGAGAGCAGGAGGCCCAGAGGGCGCUGGGUGAGUUUCCAGAGAAGGAGCUGCAGCUCCACCAGAUUGAGGCGCAGGGCCAAGGGGUACUAGAGAGAACCUCUGAGCAGGGCAGGGUGCACAUCCUCAGCGACAUGAGGCGCCUGCGAGAGUCCUGGAUGGCCCUCCACGAUCUCAGCCUCAACCUCUACAGGCUGCUGAAUAGCCACAGUUCCAACUCAGACCUCCAUAACGAGAGGGUUAGAGGGCAUAGUGGUGACCACACCAGCACAGACAACAAGCUUCUGUGCAGGGAGGGAGGGAGCCAGCUCAUGGCCUCCAAAAGCUCCAACAGUCAGAGACAGGGACAGCCAGAGGGCACCCCAGAACAGGGCCCCAGUGUGUGGGCUUGCGAGAAAACUGGGCCUGAGCUAGGGGGUAGGAUGGAGGAAAGGCAAGAAGAUAAUUUUGUGGCAGGUCAAAGAGGGGUGGGUAGAGGUCAGGGCGUGUGGGUCCAGGGUGGGUUUGAAGAGAGUAACAUGGGAGCUAUGGGCAGUUCACCGAUGCAAGUGAGAAAACUGGGCACUUUCAAUCAAACUCCAUCCAGAUUACAAGAUGAGGCUAGCCAAAGAGCGGGGAGUGGGGGUGGGCAUACUGGGAGAGGGAAGGAGGGGGAGAGGGGCAGACAGGGCCCCGGAGUAGAGGAGGUUGACUCUUGGGGAGGGACCCACCUCACAGGGCAAGAUAGAGAGACACUGGGGGGGUCUCUGACCCUCAGAAGAGGUAGAAGCCCCCAGACCAGCGGGGGUUUGGGGCUUCCCAUGUCCAGUGAUAGAACUGAGGAAUGGGUGGACGAACAGCGAUCCCGAGACACGGUCGAAACACAAGCGGCGUCUGUGCGCGCCGGUUACGGUCACGGUAGCAGAAAGAGCAGCAGACAUGGGAUCCAAGGAGAAGAUGAGGUGGGGAGAAGCGAAGGCGAGCGCUUGGGAGAGGGAGGGGCCUUCACCUCUGUUGGAAAGGCCUCGGGGUUGACCCCAUUGUCUCUCCGAAACUCUGCAACGACGACACGUGACGUGGGAGCCACGCAGCAUGUAGAGGGGAGCCCGGGGCAGGCCUUGAGCACAGCUGAGUAUGAGGAGAGCAGAGGGGAGUUUGAGGCCUGGCUACUCAGAGAGAAUGAAGUCCUUUCAGGAAUACUCAACACCAGGGGGUCGCUCAGCAGCAAGGAACUCAAGAUCAGACAGGACACACUCAAGGCCUUGCGGUCAGGUGUGGGCUGGGGUCAGGAGCAGUUCCAGAGCCUUCUGCAGGUGGGCCAGCGUCCUGGUUCAGGGGUCAGGACCAAAUCAGAGCCUGGGGUUGAUGAUAUGGGUCUGGAGGAGCUUAGGUAUCGCUGGAUGCUCUACAAGUCCAAACUGAAGGAUGUGGGAGACCUUAAGACUCACCUCAGUGUCAAGGGUGUCAGAGCAGGACAAGAUGAGACCACCAAAAUACGAAAGCAGAAGAGUCCCAGUCUGCUGUACCGUGUGUGCAGGGUGGCCCUCCCCCUCCAGAUCCUGCUGCUGGCGCUUCUCCUCCUGGCCUUCCUCCUGCCCCUCAUGGACGAAGGGGCCAGCUGCUCCCUAUCCAACAACUUUGCCCGCUCCUUUAACAUCAUGCUGCGAUACGACGGACCUCCGCCAACAUAGACAGCAGGCCUACAUCUACACAUGAACUUACCUGUACUUGGACGACAACUCAUCAUCCAUAUAUGGGCUGCAACAUUCAGACACGUACUGCAACAUCUAUACGUGGCCUACAACUCCCAACACCAACCCAUUUGACCGUAAAUCCCCGUCACACCUCACAAGCUCUGCCAUUACAGACCUACUCCACCUACUCGUGUAACUAUAUGAGGACUACAACUUCCAUAAUCCAUGUUUGGAUACAAUUUCUAUUUUAAACCACUGGACCACACUGUCCAUUUAUAGAAGUGGAACAAUAGAACUAGAGCUUCAGCAUUCAUCAAAUACAAUUUACCCACCAUCAUGGAUGCCUGGAAGUAUGACCUAUGACCUUGGGCUUCGGUAAUGUCUGCCUGAUCUUUUGAUAACAAUGGCUUAUUGGGUCUAAGAUAAAUGGCAUGCUGUGUAUAUAUAACCUUCAAUCCAUCGCUAAUCCUGACCUCAAUACUCACCUUCCACUAUUUAAAGUAGAAGAUAAGGGAGUCAGGAGUCAGGUGGCUGAGCGGUGAGGGAAUCGGGCCAGUAAUCAGAAGGUUGCCAGUUCGAAUCCCGUCUGUGUCAAAAUGACGUUGUGUCCUUGGGCAAGGAACUUCAUCCUACUUGCCUCAGGGGGAAUGUCCCUGUACUUACUGUAAGUCGCUCUGGAUAAGAGCGUCUGCUAAAUGACUAAAUGCAAUCGCAAUAUCCCAUAUCCUUGCAUAAACCAGGACAGCUAAUGAUGAUGCCAUCUACCUACAUACACAUACAUGCAGACACGCACAUAAAGCUUUUCAGAGAGAGAUUAUCAACCCAGACAACCCAAACCAUACUUUAGUCAGCCUCUACUGCUCUUCAAGCAGAACAGCAAUGGAUCUCUUCACUUGCUUUAGAGUAUAGGGCAGACCGCCAGCAUAUAAGAGGGAUAUCUCUAUCUCGCAGAAUGCUAGCUUUCUAUAUCUCCAGUGGGUUCAGUUUCAGGGAUAGUGUACUGGAACUGAGUACAAUAGACUGCGUAAAAGAUUCUGCGUGACCACUUGUGGUCAACUUCAUGCCUCACUCUCUGUCGGCUUCUGAUGCAAGCACCAGAGUGUGUGUGUGUGUCUGUACAGUAAGUGUUGGUGUGUGGGCGUCUUUGGCUCUUUCCACUUGUUCCUUUUGACUCAAGCUGUUUCACACUCUGAGCUGACACAGUUAGGCCGAUACACACACACAUUUGCACUUUAUUCUUUCUAUCUUUUUUCUUACACUCUUUUUUUACACCUCACCUUUUCACCUUCUGUCUAAAGGACUCCAAAUCCUCUUCUCUCUAACUAAUGAAUAUUGACGGACAUGAUGCUCGAGGAUGCUGCUGAUAUCCUCUCAUCAAAUACCUUGCAGGGUUGUUCACUGAUGCACCCAAAAAGACAAUCAUCUUCCAACAUUCAAACAACAAGUAUCAAAUGUUUAAAUCAUAUUUGUAAAAGCAUAGCUUAGUGUAUUCAUUUGCUAUGAAAGUAUUAAGACCUGGCCAUAGCUAGGCUCAAUGGGGUCAAUUGUUUAUGAUAUUUUCUUUUCAAGUAAAAAAAAAAAAAAAAAAAAAAGAAACGAAACUUGUUGGACAGAUCUUUAAGGAUUUUUUUUUUUUUUUUUAUCUCACUUCAGUACAACAUCUUAUUUGUACUGGUGGAAUGUGUGUUGAAUGAUGCUUUUGACAAGGUGCUAUUCUAGUACUCUUCUUUACUCCAUUGUAAGCAUUCUUAGGCACAGUUCACUGUUGAAAAAGCAGUUGGAAAGUACCCAGUCACCCAUGCCCUCUACAUUUUCUGGGGCCAGUAUUCUCUUGGGCCCUUUUUUAUACCAUGGAGUUAUAAAAAUGGAAAUAGCUCCUGUUAUGGUAGAAUGUCCUUUUUUGUGCAAACUUUUGAACGAAGCACAGACUGGAAACACUCUGUCUCUCUCUCACUGCCCACCCCUCUCUAAUACAUUCUUCUGUGAGCUUUUCUUUCUUCCAAAUACCCCACAUGUUACUAUGACAACAGAGGCCCAAUCCAGUUAGUCAGUUCAGGAUGUGUCAUACAGAUGAGGUCUUUGUUCUUACAAAUGAAGCAGAGGUUACUUCCACAAAAAGUUUGGGGUUCUGAAUUGGAUUGAAGUUCCCAGAGGCUUGGGACGAUGGGGAUUUUACAAAGUUACAUGAAAGCACACUUUGGAGCCGGGGGGAGGAUGGGGGCCACGCCUACAACACCAUGUUUUACAAUGAACUGAACAUUUUGAUGGAAAAUACAAUAAGUGUGAACCACUUCUUUAAAACAGUGUAGCAUACCUAAGAGGACAGUCUUGUCCGGCUUGUAUUUUUACCAUGGACACCAUUUAUAUGUAACUGUUAUCUAAUCCAAGUUAUGCAGUGCUUGUAGGAAAUGUAUUUAUUCAGCAAACCUAGUACUGAAGAUGAUUAUGUAUGAUUUUAAAGCAAAAUGUAACACAUAGAACAGAACAAUCAACAGAAUAAACAUUUUAUGUAUGAAUAGCCAAACCCACUUCAUAGCUUAGUCCAUAUUAGAUAUUGCAUGCUUGUAUGCCUUUACAAUCAAAGCAGGUUUAAAUACAUAGACUGCCUGGAAUGUUGUGUGUAGCUAUAAAAAUUGAAAUCCAUAUGAAUAACUUGAAUUACCUACAGAAGUUCUACUUUGGAAAGAUGGCGCCGUGGAAUCUGGAUGGAGUUGGGAUAAGCGCAGCAAAGUGGAUGAAUGUGGGAACAUUUUACUAGAUUUUUCUGCAAAGCAGAGUGAAUGGAGGAAAACUAUUUCUCUGAUAAAUACUAAUGAAUAAUAUUCCAAAUGGACUUUACACUUUAGCUUGAGUAGCUUGUUAUGCAAACCCUUGUUAGGCUUUAAAAUUACUAUUUAAAAAAACAGGCAGGAUUUUCUUUUGUACAACAGUACAAUCACUCUAUUUUAUUAUGGUCUUGGAACUCCAUGGAAAUGCUUCAAAUACUAUAUAUCAACAGAGCUUGUAUUUAACCAAUAUUUUUGUAUUGUACUUUUGAUGGAAAAUACAAUAAGUGUGAACCACUUCUUUAAAACAGUGUAGUAUACCUAAGAGGACAGUCUUGUUCGGCUUGUAUUUUUACCAUGGACACCAUUUAUAUGUAACUGUUAUCUAAUCCAAGUUAUGCAGUGCUUGUAGGAAAUGUAUUUAUUCAGCAAACCUAGUACUGAAGAUGAUUAUGUAUGAUUUUAAAGCAAAAUGUAACACAUAGAACAGAACAAUCAACAGAAUAAACAUUUUAUGUAUGAAUAGCCAAACCCACUUCAUAGCUUAGUCCAUAUUAGAUAUUGCAUGCUUGUAUGCCUUUACAAUCAAAGCAGGUUUAAAUACAUAGACUGCCUGGAAUGUUGUGUGUAGCUAUAAAAAUAGAAAUCCAUAUGAAUAACUUGAAUUACCUACAGAAGUUCUACUUUGGAAAGAUGGCGCCGUGGAAUCUGGAUGGAGUUGGGAUAAGCGCAGCAAAGUGGAUGAAUGUGGGAACAUUUUACUAGAUUUUUCUGCAAAGCAGAGUGAAUGGAGGAAAACUAUUUCUCUGAUAAAUACUAAUGAAUAAUAUUCCAAAUGGACUUUACACUUUAGCUUGAGUAGCUUGUUAUGCAAACCCUUGUUAGGCUUUAAAAUUACUAUUUAAAAAAACAGGCAGGAUUUUCUUUUGUACAACAGUACAAUCACUCUAUUUUAUUAUGGUCUUGGAACUCCAUGGAAAUGCUUCAAAUACUAUAUAUCAACAGAGCUUGUAUUUAACCAAUAGUUUUGUAUUGUACUCCAUCAACAAAUAAAUAUGCAAUGUAUAAAAAGUCAGUUUAAACCAAUGCAUUUUGUC